AUGCUUCACUGUUCUGAUUCUCCAAUCCUUUUCUCGUUCUUACUCUCAUUCCAAUCCUUAUUUCUUUCUCUUUCACCCAUGAAUCCUUCUUCUUCUCUCUCUAACUGCCAAUCCAUCAACUCUUUCUCUCGAAUCCAAUCUUUUUCUUUUUUCUCUCUCUCCAAUCCAUCCUCUUUCUUUUUAUCUCUCCAAUCCAUCCUCUCUUUCUCUCCAAUCCAUCCUCUCUUUCUCUCCAAUCCAUCCUCUCUUUCUCUCUCACCAAUCCAUCCUCUUUCUUCAAUACAUCCCCUCUCUCUCUCCAACCCAUCCUCUCUCUCUCCUAUCCAUCUUCUCUCUCUCUCCUAUUCAUCCUCUCUCUCUCCAACCCAUCAUCUCUCUCUCUCCAACCCAUCAUCUCUCUCUCUCCAACCCAUCCUCUCUCUCUCCUAUCCAUCCUCUCUUUCUCCAAUCCAUCCUCUUUCUUCAAUACAUUCCCUCUCUCUCCUAUCCAUCCUCUCUUUCUCCAAUCCAUCCUCUUUCUUCAAUACAUUCCCUCUCUCUCCUAUCCACCCUCUCUCUCUCCAAUCCAUCCUCUUUCUUCAAUACAUCCCCCCUCUCUCCCCAACCCAUCCUCUCUCUCCAAUCCAUCCUCUCUCUCCAAUCCAUCCUCUUUCUUCAAUACAUUCCCUCUCUCUCUCCAAUCCAUCCUCUCUCUCUCCAAUCCAUCCUCUUUCUUCAAUACAUUCCCUCUCUCUCUCCAAUCCAUCCUCCUUCUUCAAUCCAUUCCCUCUCUUCAACAUUCCUCUCUCUCUCCAAUCCAUCCUCUUUCUUCAAUCCAUCCUCUCUCUUCCAAUCCAUCCUCUCUCUCCAAUCCAUCCUCUUCUCUCCCCUCUCUCCAUCAACCCUCUCUCUCUCCCCAACCCAUCCUCUCUCUCUCUCUCUCGCCAAUUCAUCCUCUCUCUCUCUCUCCAAUCCAUCCUCUUUCUUCAUUGCAUCCCCUCUCUCUCCCCAACCCAUCCCCUCUCUCUCUGUCUCUCCAAUCCAUCAUCUUGGUCUUUCCAAUUCAUCCCCUCUCUCUAUCUGAUCCAUCCCCCCUCUCUAACCCACCCCCUCUCUCUAACUCACCCCCUCUCUCUCCAAUCUAUUCCUUCUCUCUCCAAUCCAUUCAAUCUCGAAUCCUUCCUCUUUGUCUCUCUCCAAUCCAUCUUCUCCCUUCAAUCCAUCCUCUUUCUUUCUCCAAUUCAACCUUUCUCUCUCUCCAAUCCACUGUCUUUCUCUAAUCUGUUUUCUCUCACUUUGCAAUUUUUCUUUCUUUCUUUCUUUCUUUCUUUCUUUCUUUCUUUCUUUCUUUGCCUCCAACCCAUCUCCUCUCUCUCUCUCUCUCUCUCUCUCUAA
Molecule: messenger RNA, 1374 nt
Organism: Acanthosepion pharaonis
Lineage: Eukaryota; Metazoa; Mollusca; Cephalopoda; Sepiida; Sepiidae
Source: the annotation of a GenBank genome assembly